CUCCAUUACCGGUAGUCAACACACCCAAAAUGAGGGUCAAAACGAUGGUCAUUUGAAAGUGCCUGAACAGCAUUCAAAUUAUACGCCGGCAAACCCGGUUGUAGUUGAUAAUGUUGUCUCUUUACAAACACUGCUUGCACAUUUGAAUCACAUAAUUCGAUUUACAAACAUCCACCACAAAGACCAAAAUUUAUUCUUACAAUACUUGGCUCGAGCGGAAUAUAGGUAUAUUAUAUGGUUGAACUUAUUGGAUCAACAUCGUCCACCGCCCGAUUCGAUUCCAAUGCCUCCAUUAGAUGUUGCAUUAUUUUGGUGCGCGCACAUCACAAAUGUUCUCGCCUACAAAGAGGAUCUGAUAAGAUUAUAUGGGGAGCAUAUGUUGGCCUACAAUUUUCCCCUACUACACCUGGACGCGAUAAACUCGGAGGGUGACGAUUAUGUUGACGCAGAUUCCAUCAGAACAUGGCAGUCAUUCUCGAAUGAACCAUAUAAUCUGAAAUUUGAUGAUGACCGACCUUUCUUGCUGAAUUGCCCAUUUUGCAUGAAAGAGAAUAGGAUCGAUGCAG
This is a messenger RNA of Acaulospora colombiana, 566 nucleotides long. The record is from the annotation of a GenBank genome assembly. Lineage: Eukaryota; Fungi; Glomeromycota; Glomeromycetes; Diversisporales; Acaulosporaceae.